UAGUGCUUUCUUAUUGGUAUAAUAUUACGAUAAUAAGGAAUACAACAUGGUACAGUUUGGAAAACUUCCGUGAGUACAGAUUCCUUAGCUUCAAGUUGAAGACAAUGCUGACCAUUGAUCGCUUAUCAAAAUAGGAAUCCAGAUGAUAUUCUUUCUUAUUAUCAUUGGCUAUUAUUUGCAAUUCAUAAAAUAAUUAAUGUUGAAACAAAUUGUAUGCAUGGGUACAGGACUGAAAUAACAGGUUAGGAGGGCUGUUUAUUUUGGUUUCUAACCACUGACAAGGGUCUCAGAGGCUGAAAUAUACAGCCUUCCUAGUCUGUUGUUUCACUUCUGUCUCAAUGUGGGCCUUGAAUUAAUCAGUGCUGUGUGUAUAAAAUGGUAGGUAGAAUUAUUUCAAUACAGAGAUAGCAGGGAUAUUGAUUUAAUUAUUUGCCCUUUUUAAUACAGAAACGUCUGUAUCAACGCAGCAUCAGAAGUCGCAUCAAUAGAGAUGACCUGAACAUGCUCUUAGCAUUUACAGUUGGAAGGUUAAAGGAAAGAUUACCAGUGAAUAUUAUGGAACGUGUCAUUCCUGCUUCACAAAAGCCUGGUGUGUUCCUUAGUGACCGAGCAGCCACCAGCCACCAAGCUCUUAUUCGAUCAGACCAGUUGAGUCGUGUAUCAGCCUCGGAACCAUGGAGAGCACAACUGUUGCUUCAUCAUCAGAUGGAUUUAAAUACAAUGGAGAAGAAAACAAAUGAUUGUCGAUAUAAAACUAUUUACGAUUUUGAAAUUGAUGCUUUAACAAUUGUACAUAAUGUUGUUAUCUAUCAAGGAGUUCACAGCAGUGUCGCAGACAUGGCACGGCAGAUGCUGCGAGACUGUCAGUAUGAUCUAAUGGAAUUAGAACAAUGUAAAGACUGCUACCGAAUGUCUAAUGAAAAAUCUGACAAAUAUUGGUUUUGUAAACCUUGUCGACCUCCACAUCAGCUAGUAUAUGCUAAACAAAAGGGAUUUCCAUAUUGGCCAGCAAAGGUUAUUAGAUUAGAAAAUGAACUUUAUGAUGUACGAUUUUUCGGAAGUCAACAUCAGAGAGCUGUUAUAGAAAAGUCUCACAUACGUCCAAUAUCUGUCAAUAUUCAUACACUUCAGGUAAAAAGAACUUCAGCAUGGAAUAAAGCAUGUGAAGAACUAAAAAAACAUCAGGAGUUUCUUUCAAUGAUGUCCAAUCAUGAGCCAGAUCACAGGAAUAUGCGCACAGAUUCAGAUCCUCGGCAUAAAGUUGAUACAUUGUCUCCUCACCAAGAACCUCAACAUCAACACAGAGUUCAAACACAGCUGCUACAAACUACACAGAAGAAGGAAAUGAAGGAUGACGAGAUUGGAAGUGGCAGCGAUGGAGAAGUACAUGAUCCUGAUGACGAUGAUGAUGAUGAUGAUGAUGACGAUGAUGAUGAUGAUGACGACGAUGAUGACGAUGACGAUGAUGAUGAUGAUGAUGAAGAGGAACAUGAAGGUGAUGAUGAGGAAGAAGAUGAGCCAGAAGAAGAACAAGCAUCCUCCAUAUCAUCUACAUCUAAAGCUAAAACUUCAAAGAUAAAAAAAAAAGAACCUCCAGCUCCAGAGGAUGUAGUUUCUUCCUCAAGUCAAGAACUACCAACACAUUCUGUGGGUGUACAGACCUCUACCAGAUUGUUAAAGAUUGCACUGGAAGAAUAUGGUGAAAGAAGCAACAAGAGAACAAAAGACACAGAGAAAGCGAUGAGAGACCUAGCUGACAAGUUAAGACGAGAGUAUGAAGCAGAAAAGCAAAAGGUAAUACAAUCCACAAUGAAGCAGGUAGAGAAGGAGGUGGAUAGAGCUAAGGAGGAGUACAGAGCUAAGAUCUCUGAAAUUGAAGACAAGCACAAACAUUUGGUAUCUGAUACCAAGAAAAAACAGUGGUGCUGGACGUGCGAGGCAGAGGCAAUCUACCAUUGCUGCUGGAACACUGCCUACUGCUCUAUUGAGUGUCAACAAAUUCACUGGCAUAAAGAGCACAAAAAACUCUGCCGCAGAAAGAGCUGCUGGUGACUCAGCCACCUGCUAUGAGGAGCGUCAAGUGUUGCAGAGAUACAGUAGGUGAAGGACACUUGUAAUGGAGCUUGGCUUGGAGAUUGCAGCCUCCUGAUACUCCUCUUGGACACAACCUGCAUACUUCUGGUGACUUGUUUUCUGUUUGCAGAUAGUAUUUGGUAUCAUAUUAUUUUACUGUAAAAUAAUUUGGUUAUGAAUAGUGCUUUUUUCAUGAAGGCAUGUCUUACACAUAGCUGCUAAGUGUGUUAGACAAUGUGAAAUUUACCUCCACCAAAUGUACAGUGCUCACUAGUUAGUCGGUUUUGCAGUGUGUGCGUGUUUUGAACUGAUUCUGUGCUCAGCGAUCAAUCUGCCCGGUCAUGUAUAGAUUUUUUUAUGUGGAUAAAACAAGAAUAUAUAUAAGUGUUGGUAGGAAUAUAGAGAAGACAGCUUGCUGGCAAGCAUAAAAAUUUAUACCCUACCUUCAUUACCAUGCUUAUAAAGUAUAGCCAGGUUAAAUAAUGCACAGAUGAUUAAUGUGUUUGCCAGCAGAUCCACUCAUUGAAGAUCCACUUAAGGAAGUAAAAUUCAGUUGCAUUGUAUAUGUAACUACCAUAUUGCUGACAUGUAAUUGAGUUAACGUUGAUUCUCACAUCUUUCUAUUCACUCCAAGCUGCUGCAGUUAUCCACUGAAGCAAAAUGUUUAUUAAAUAAUGUUAAUUAAUGUCUUUUCUGUUUUUUGAAAAUUAAUUUUCAAGAACAAUACUGUACUUUGUACUGUACUGAGUUGUUCUCAAGUACACCACCUAAUGAUAAAUCUUCUGUGAAGAGUGAUCUUUUGGAGCUGUAGAUUAUUGUGCUUUGGUUUCUUAUAUGUUAUUAUAGAAUAUUGAAGAAUAUAUUGAUUUUAAACUUAUUAAUACAUGUUUAUUUUACAAUAGGCAGCUUUUUGUUAUUUGUGUGUUUGUAAUUACAGUCAUUCUUGGAACUCUAAUGUAUCACCUUUUAAAGUGUAGUUUUGGAGUCACUGUUGUUGACAUUAUGGUACCAUUUUAUUAGAGAACUUUUAUUUAAUGAGUUUUUAGUUAUAAUACAGUAUACAUGCAAUACCUGUACUGUGUUUAGUUUCAACAGAGCAGUAAUAUUUUAUAUCUUUUUUAUUUUUUUAGGAUAUAAUUUGAUUAUAGUAGGUAAUGCUAAAAUAUCUUUUAUCAUAUCUAUAUCAAUUAUUUUUCCACAGUGUAAAAUGGUUCUUUUUAUAGUGCAAUUAAUGGAUGAUAUAAGUUAACACUUUACCCAAUUUCCUGAAGCCAACCCCAUUUGCUGAACCACUAUUAUUCUCCUGGGCAAAAUAAUUAAAGGAAAAAUAUAUCUCCUUGGGGUUUACAUGACAAUCUGACUAGAUAUAAGCAUUUCAUAGCAUAUACUACAAUAUUCAAGACCACAUAUAGUAACCUCAAAAUUCAAAGUGUGAUAUCACUUAUAUGUAUGGUGUGUUAUCCUAAUUAAUAUAACAGGAAUCCUUUGAUUUAAUGUUAAUGAUUAGAAUUAAUAUUUUGUUAAUAUUUGUUAACAUAAUAGCAUUUUGAUUUAUUAGUAAUUGUAGUUUAAUGGGAAAUAGAUGUUUUGAAUGUAACUUCAAAUUGUUUAAAGAUAAAAAACUGGGAUUAAUGCAUAUACAUGGGUUUCUGAAUUAGCAUACAGUAUUCUGUACCAUAAUAGAUAUCUAACACCUCUCAACAAUAAAUAGCUUAGCCUAAUAAGAGAGCUACUAGUUUAGUAGCAAAUAUAAGAUUAUCAGUGUUCAUGCAAAGAGAACUUGUCAUACAUAUGGAGAGUAAUGAAGGCAGCUUCAUAGUGGCUCACUGGGGAAAACUCAGGUGAAAUGCUACUUGUGUUUCAAGUCAAACAAUAUCAUUGUUAUUAUAUGCUGAAGAUUUUGAUUAUGAGAAAAUUAAAGAAUAUUUAAAUUUUGCAAUACUAACAUGUGUUUGAUUAAAGGCAAGUGAAUUUUGGUCUCAUUUUUUAUGGUGGGCAAGCUUAGCCAUGGCCUGUAACAGAGAAGAAGAAUCAAAAUAGUAGUUGGUAAGCUAUCCAUAUAAAGCUUUAAGAAGAGCAGAUUUUUUUUUUCAAAGAUAGUGAUGGCAGCUGUAAAGGAUGUAAGGAUAAGCCUUGUGCUUUCAAAGGUUUCACUUUCAUUUUAGGUAAAGCUGUAGGCUGUAUCAGUUGACACAAUAUAUGUACCCUACAGUGUUCAUCAUUAAAGUAUACUGGGGGAAACGCACCAGGUGUAAUUUAAUGUUCACAUUUAUUGACACAUUUGUCAAUGCCAGCUGAAAGUGGGACAUCUCAGGACUCCCUAUGGCUACUGGGUGCAUCCUAAAUGCCUUCUAAGCUUGUGUUGUGAAUGGUUUUUAUGUCCAUAGUCUCCAUGUACCAUGUGGUCUUGAGGGCUGAGCUUGUCAGACGUUUUUGGCUAUUGAUGAAUGAAUAUGGGCAGGAGUAGGUCUCUGCCACGAGACAGUUGCAGAGGUCAUUGAAUUACAUAAGCAAGCCAUCAAAUGAAAGAAAUAGUAGAAGCCAGUGAUGCAUGAGAGCAUCCAGUGAAGAGCUGGUUGUGUCAGUUCCUUGAAGAUUGUGUUCAUGACAUGACCACUCCUAAAGUACAUCCAGGGAAGCCUAGAAAUAAUUGUAAUAAUGUAAUUAGAAUUGAGGUCUAUCAUCAUUUGCCCAAAUCUUUCUCCCAAUGUGGUGCAAGGUUUUCAUGCUAAACAGUGCUACUAGCCACACCAUAAAAUCUGUUGUUCAGUGACUUCGUAACUGUGAGGUACCCUUCUUUGAUGACUGGCCAGGAAAAUUCCCAUAUUUGAACUCUAUUGAGAGGCUCUGGGCUGAGAUAGAAAGAGAUCUACUGGGGAAAGUAUAUCAGCCCACUCCCAUGGUUUUAGGGCACCAUCCAUGUGUUGUAAGUUUUACCCCAUUAAUCUCUGAAGAAUGUGUGUUAAUCACUUCUUAAAUGGUUGAAGGCUGUCCUAAAGUGCAAGGAACGACUUAUUUUGCGGUCGUGAUUUUAGAAGGGGGCCAUUGGGUACUGUAAUGACAAACUAUAGAGAUGUCUUGGAUGUUUAGCAUACAUCUAAUGUAUGUCUUGGAUGAUUCACUUAAUAGAAUUUUGGGAAUGUGGAUGUAAUAAAAGUACAGGGUAAUUGCUGGGUAAAUUGUGAACUUUGUGUUUAAUUGCCAUUCAUCACUGCCCAGUCUCUGUUGUCAAGUUUGCAUCUAUUUUUCACAUAUCAUUAUAACUGCCUUAGCAUUUCCAGAGAUGCUCACUAUCAUCUUCAACUUGGACUAAAAUUUCAAAAUUUAGACAGGAUAUUAUAGGUAUGCAAAUAAAAAUUUAUGAUUUAAAAUAUGCAAAUAAAAAUUUAUGAUUUAAAAUAUGCAAAGAAAAAUUUAUGAUUUAAAAUAUGCAAUUAAAAAUUUAUGAUUUAAAAGUACCCAGAUUUAUUUAUGCUGAUUUUAUUUUUGGUGUUAUUGUAAGUACAUUUUUUAUUUGUGAAUAUUGAUUUGUAGCAGUACAUAGAAAGGAUUCAGUGUUUUAAUAUGUCUGAUUUACAAAUUAAAAAUCUUGCAUCAGGUAAUCUGUAGCCAGAUAAUAUAAUGUGUUCAUUUCUGUUUUCUGCAUAAUAUUGAUUUCUUGCAUUCAAAGGAAGUAACUAUGUAUAUUAUUUGCCCUAAAUACUUGAAUCUCCGUAUAUUUCCACACAUUGAAAUAGUGAACAUCUCUUACAAAUAUUUUUUCCAUUAUUUAACUGAAACAGUUGUCCACACAAUAUUUUCUUUGAUAUAUAUAGUAUCUCCAGGUGCUGCUUGUCAAAGAUCACACAUCAGCACUUAACUCAUUUGAUUAUGUAGUUACAGUGGACCCCCGCAUAGCGACUUUAAUCCGUGCAAGAGGGCUGAUUGUUAUGCGAAAUGUUUGGUAUGCGAAUGAAUUUUCCCCAUAAGAAAUAAUGGAAAUCAAAUUAAUCCGUGCAAGACACCCAAAAAUAUGAAAAAAAAAACAUUUUACCACAUGAAAUAUACAUUUUCCUACACACAAAGAGAAGGAUACAUGCACAAUAGUAGAGUAGUACAUGCACAAUAUAUAUUGUGCAUGUACUACUCUACUAAAUGAAGAAUAAAUGACACUUACCUUUAUUGAAGAUGCAGCAAUGACUGAUGAGACACUGUGUCCUGGGAGUGCCUUUUCCUCCUGAGUACUGUAGGUCCUGUUUGGCAUUUUCUUCCAGAACAGGCCUUAUCACACUGUGUAUGCCACUACGAUUCUUAAAUCUCUCAAACCAACCUUUGCUGGCUUUAAAUUCACCAAUAUGAGCACUAGUUCCAGGCAUUUUUCCCUGUUCACCUGGGUGUUAGUCGACUGGUGUGGGUUGCAUCCUGGGAGACAAGAUUAAGGACCCCAAUGGAAAUAAGUUAGACAGUCUUCGAUGACACUGACUUUUUUGGGUUAUCCUGGGUGGCAAAUCCUCUGGGGUUAAUUGUUUCUUGGUAUUCUCAAUAAGCCACACCAACAACGGUGCUACAGCAGCAGCAGCAGCUGACGGUGGUACAGCAGCAACAGACGAUGCUACAGCAGCAACAGACGAUGCUACAGCAGCAGCAGACGAUGCUACAGCAGCAACAGACGAUGCUACAGCAGCAGCAGACGAUGUUACAGCAGCAGCAGACGAUGCUACAGCAGCAGCAGACGAUGCUACAACAGCAGCAGACGAUGCUACAGCAGCAGCAGACGAUGCUACAGCAGCAGCAGACGAUGCUACAGCAGCAGCAGACGAUGCUACAGCAGCAGCAGAUGAUGCUACAGCAGCAGCAGACGAUGCUACAGCAGCAGCAGACGAUGCUACAGCAGCAGCAGCAGCUGACAGUGGUACAACAGCAGCAGCAGCUGACAGUGCAGCAGCAGCUGACAGUGCAGCAGCAGCUGACGGUGGUACAGCAGCAGCUGUACCACCAAUAGUAGCGAUGGUUGAUUGGGGUUUAUUAUACAACCUGGCCAGGAGACACGCACUCCACUUUCAUACUUAUCAAUGAUCUUUUUCUUCAUCUCUAUAGUAAUUCUCACCCUUAUUGCUGUAGGAUUGGCACUAGAAGCUUUCUUGGGGCUCAUGGUCACUUAUUUUCCAGAAAAAAUCACCAAAAAAACUGUAAUAAUACGAAAUGUUCCGAUUGUAUGCUUGGGUGUUACCGUGGAGGCUGGCUGGUAAACAAUGCCACCGGCGGAACAUGUGAGCGUGGCUCAGGCCACACAUUGGACGCGUCUCGGACGAAGGGCGGUGAGCGGGUUUUUGGGCGGUAUGCGAGGCAAAAUUUUUGCGAAAAAAGCGAGCGGUAUGCGGAUUGUACGGUAUGCGAUGCGUGCGGUAUGCGGGGGUCCACUGUAUUUUAAAACUAAAAUACUGCCAGUAGGACUGUGGUUAAUGAAAAAACAAUUUAUUCUGCACACAAGUUACAGAGUUUAAGAAAUAGUAAGGUGUAAAAAACUUAUGAAGAAAAUAGAAAAUUCAAAUUAUAAAGGAUUAUUUGGACUUGAAAAUGUGUGAUAAACUACAUGACCACUGGAAAAAAUAUGUAAGAAAAACAAAAAGCCAAAUUGCUUUGCCAAUGUUAAUGAUGGGUCUGGUGAUCUAUUGAAUACAAAAUACAGUAGUGCAUUUUUAUAUUUGUUAUUUUUAUCCCUCUGACUGAAAAGGUCUAGGGAAUGUAGUCAUGGUGCUGUUUUAUCUCAUUCUUUUGUCCAGGUGUGAUUUCAGUCAUUCCCUAUUUUAAGAAGUUUAAAAAAAUUAUUAUUGUUUUAUGGGAUGCAUACUAGAAUUUUAAUCCAAAAGGCCUGUAAGUAAACAGUAUUGUUAUAAUUAGGCUGUAUGGUAUUAACAUAAAAUCCUGUAUAUCAGACAAGUCAAACCUUUCCUUGAAAGUCAUAGGGGUAAAGAUUGUAAGAUUAACAAUUCCUAAAUAUUUCAUUGCCGCCUAAGGAGCCUGAUAAGAAGUUUACAAGGUCAACUUUUCGUAUUUCAAUGAGAACAUGUUUAAUAUAUGAUAUACAGUAUUUUUACUUGGUGAUAAAUAUUUUUCAUGUUAUUUAUAGGUAAAGGCUGUUAUCAGUCAUUAAGUGAUAGGAAAAAUUGUUUUGUGUUAUUCUAUUCUUGAUAGGAUUUUCUUUUUAAAUUAUGUUAUAUUUUAUCUGAACAUAUACUGUAUGUCUGAAGUAACUUGUAAAUUUAGUAUGUGUGUGUCUGUACACCCACUUUUUUUCAUCUCCAUGUUCAGCUUAUCUGUAAUGAAAUGUAAUAUCAUGUGUUGCAUGUACUGUGCUACACCACUGAUGUAGUCCUUGAUAUUUUGAUUACAAAAAUAUGGUCGGAUGGUACAUAAUUAAAAAUUUAAUCCCUAUCUUUGUGGUCUACAGUGAAAUAGUGGUCUAUAGUGAAACAGGCUUCAUGAAGAAGUCCUGUUCUACCUCAGGUUGGGAUUUCAUUGGCAAGUUUUUUAUUUCUUAAAUGUUGAUUUGAAAAUUAAUUAGAAUUAGAGUUUUUAUUUGAAGGCUCAUCUGCUAGAAGCCAGAAUCACUUAAAUUGUCUGAGAGGCAGUUUGUAAAUUAUUCAACAAUAUAUAUAUAUUUUUUUUGUUUACAUUUCUUAAGUGGGCUAUAAACUGUAAGUGAUAUGUAACUUAAAAAAGGGAAUAGCAAUGUUGAUGGACAUGCUUAUCUUGAAGAGAAAUUUGUUAUGCUGUGUAUGUAUUUGUAAUUUGUUUUAAGGAAAUGUUUGCUUAUAAAUUAUUAGAGAUUGCAGAAAUAGUAUUGCUGGCAUUUUUAGCAUACCAUUGGUUUUUCAGCAAUCUGUCUCAUUCCUAUUUUACAGUGUACAUUAUUUUAGGUUAGACAAUAUUAGGUUACAUUAGGUAAUGGAAAUGGGCACAUAUCUCUACAUUAGGUUAUGUUCAUUUAAAAAAUUAGCAGAUUUUAACAAAAAAUUCAAAAAAUACUUUGCAGGGAGGUACAUAUAGUAUAUUUAAUGUACUAUCAGCCUCAUAAACACUGACAAAAUGCUGUAUGGAACUAAUAUAAAAACCAAUGCUCUAUUUAUUAGAGAAAAUGUUUUUUCAGUGAUCUUUAAAUUGCUUUUACAGUGGAACCUCGGUUUUCAUGACUAAUCCGUUCUAAAAAAAUCUGACGAAAACCGAAUCAUACGAAAACUGAAGCAAUAUUUCCUGUAAAUAAUGUAAAUCCAAUUAAUAUGUUCCAGACACCCAAAAAUAUUAACAAAAUACAUUUAUAGAGAAUAACUAUAGUUAUACAUACAGAAAACAAUGAGAAAUAAAUAUAAAUGUUUAAUGAAAUGGAUAAAUGAACAUUUAACAUCACUUUUACCUUUCUUGAAGACUCUUGUUGGUGUAUGGAAGAUGGCAAGGAGGGGAGAGGGAGGAGGAGAGGUUAUUGUUUGGAAGGGAAUCCCCUUCCAUAAGGACUUCAGGUAUCAAGACCCUAUUCAGGAUUACUUCCCUUCUUUGUCUUUUACUGGUACUAGGACCAGCUUGAGAGUCACUGUACCCUGCCGCACAAAAAAUCUGUCCAGAGAGGUCUGUUUCUGGCGUCUCUUUAAGAUUUGCCUAAAAUGAGACAAGGCAUUGUCAUUGAACAUGUUGCAGACACAGCUUGCAACAGCUUUGUUAGGGUGAUAUUUAUCCACAAAACUUUGCAACUCACUCCACUUUUCACACAUGUCCUUAAGCACUGAAGAAGGUACAUUCUCUCCUCUCUUUUCUUCCUCCUCUGAAACAAUUUCCUCAGCUGUGGUCUGUUGCUGUUCCAGUUAAAGGCCUUGCAGUUCUUCAGUGGUCAGCUCUUUCUUGUGGUCAUCUACCAACCCUUCAACAUCCUGGCCACUCACAUCCAACCCCAUGGACUUCCCCUAAGACUCAAUAUUCUAUCGUGUUUCUCGCCUUUGCUAUCACAAGUCUGGCACUGGGAACUUUCUUUGGCCCCAUGGUGGCUUAUUUAGCAGUCGCACUCAAUAAACAAGCACAAAAACAAUGGAUUAUUACGAAAUGUUUCAGGUGAACGAGUGGGGUGAUGCUCACUCAACAAGAAACAAAGGCAGACUGAGUUACUCAGCACUUGAGUGGCCGAGUGACACGGACGUGUUUGGUAUAGACCAUUUUCAACUCUUCGAAAACCGAGCGGAUGUACAAAAACUGGGACAAAAUUUUGACGAAAAAAGUCAUCGAAAAACGAAUCCUAUGAAAACUGGGGCAUACUAAAACAGAGGUUCCACUGUAUAUACAUUUAUAUGAGAAUAGGUUGCCAUUUUAUAUGAAGUUGAAGCAUUCACUAGUUUGACUAAGAUCACUGAACAUUUUAGAUCUAGACCAUUUCUUGUGCUAUCUUAGUCAUAUGUUACUUUACCUGUGCUUAACUUAAAUUUAAUUUAUUUCAGCAUUCUGUCUAUUUUAGCAGAGGGGUUUAAUAUAAUUUACAUUCUUUGCCAAGAUAGUUGCUUCAUUCUGGAGAGUAACUCAGUAUUUUUUUCUUAACAUGUCGGAUGUCUCCCACCAAGGAAGGGUGGCCCUAAAAAGAAGGAAACACUUUCACCAUCAUUUAAUAUGUUUACCUUAUUUUGCACUCUAUACUUCAUACCAGAAAAUUGUUUGCUGGUGGAAAGAUUCUAGUUUGAUCUUGGGACAUGUUUCAUAUAUUGAAUAUUUUCAAUUUUCACUGGUUAUACCAUAUUAUCCAAUCAUCUCUGUAUUAGUUUUAUAUGUGUAAAGAAGAGUCUCACAGAUCAAAAUAUUUUUUUCUUAUUUUGUUAUGCUUUAAUGACAUUGUCAUAUGUAACAUUUUAACUUAUACAGAAUACCUCUUAGUUUUUAUUUGUAUCACUAACACAUGAAGUGCAUAUUUUAUACUAACUACAGUAGUCCAGUUAUCACCUAGCUAAAGAUGAAAAAAUAAUUGCUGUGGUCUCAGAUAAGCUUAUCAACAACUAAUUGGACCAUUUUUUAAACCCUAUACUGUCUGUGUUUCUUUUUUUACCUUCUAUAUCAUACUGUUUUAUUUAUUAUGUGUGUUCAGAUCACCUCAACACUACCUCAUUUCUUUUCAUUGUUUGUAUUAUUUUGACUUUUAUGACUUGCAUUUAUUUAGUAACAUGAAGUGUUUUCUACAAAUUAAAUAAAGUUCUUAGCAGCUUCAGUUUUCCAAGGGUUUUCACACAUCGGUAUAGCAAAAUAUAUAUUUUCAUUCUAAUUAUGUUUUACAAACAUGCAUACACAUGUAUAAGUCUAUUUUGUAUACUUCUACUACUACUAUUACUACUACUAUUACUAGUCCUAUUACUAGUACUAUUGCUACUACUGCUAUUACUACUGCUACUAAUAUUACUACUGCUGCUACUGUUGCUACUACCAUCACUACCACCACUACCACCACCACCAACACCACCACCACCACUACCACCACCUAUUACCACCACCACCCAUUACCACCACCACCCAUCAACACCACCCACCACUGCCACCACCACCACCCAUCACCAAUGCCCACUGCCACCACCACCCACCCACCCACCACUACCCACCCACCACCACCUCCACCACCCACAACCACCACCAGCCACCACCAUCACCUACCACCACAACUGCCACCCACCACCAUCACCCACCACCACAACUGCCACCCACCACCACCAUCACCCACCACCAACCACCACCAUCACCAUCACCCACCAUCACCCACCACCAUCACCCACCACCAUCACCCACCACCAUCACCCACCACCACCACUACCACCACCAACCACCACCAUCACCCACCACCACCACUACCACCACAAACCACCACCAUCACCCACCACCACAACUGCCACCCACCACCACCAACCACCACCAUCACCCACCACCACAACUGCCACCCACCACCACCAACCACCACCAUCACCCACCACCACAGCUGCCACCCACCACCACCAUCACCCACCACCUCCACCCACUGCCACAACUACCUCCCACCACCACCACCAACCACCACCCCACCACCACCCACCACCACCACCAUCACCCACCACCACAACUGCCACCCACCACCACCCACCACCUCCACCCACUGCCACAACUACCUCCCACCACCACUACCACCAGCCACCACCACCAACCACCACCACCAACCACAACUGCCACCCACCACCACCAUCACCCACCACCACCACCUCCACCCACUGCCACAACUACCUCCCACCACCACCACCCACCCACUGUCACCCGCCACUGCUACUACUACCACUACACCACCACUGCUACUACCAUUACCACUUACUAUUCUUUCAUACAAAGUCAUCUUACAUUUGCUGUCAUUUUAAAAGAAACAUUAAUGUUUACAUUGUAAUUUUGUUUUAGUUCAUCAUAACAUUCACAAUCAUAAGCCAUGUUCAUUUUGCAUUCCAUAGCCAUGUCUAUUCACUGUUCUCAGAAUUUUUAUAUUUUCUUCAGUAGAAUACAUAUUAAUUCAGCUUGUAUUUAGUGUAACAAACUUUACUCCAAGGCUCAAGUAAUAAUAUGACUUUACACAGAAUGUAUAUUUUUCUUAUCAAACUUUUAAAUUUCUGUGGUGGUGUUUUCACACAUAUUUGGUUGUCAGUCGUGAAGAUUUUACCUUUAUUGGUGUAACAUUAAACACAAACACAUUCACACAAUUUCUGUGCAACUAAGUGUGACUUCUCUCUAAGAAAGUUAGUGCUCGAGAGUUUUCAAAUUAAAAAGAAUCUUGUGUACGUAGGUUCAUAGAAAGAAUAUGAUACAUUGCUAUUUUUUAUUGCUUGUUUGAAGUUGUACUGAGGAGUAGCAGACUUCAGCAGUAGAGUUUUGUUCCAGGAGUUAGGUGUGUGCAAGACUCAGUUUGCCAGGUGUGUUUACUUUACCUUUAUGAUGGUAAUUGUAAAAAGUUAAAAAAUGUGUCUCUGAAAGUUAAAGUAAAUGAGAGUAUUGCACUGGUUUUCUUGUGUAGUGCUGCCUCUAAUUAAGUACAGUGGUACCUUGACUUACGAGUUUAAUUUGUUCUGUGACCCAGUUCAUAACUCAAUUUGCUCGUAUAUCAAAUAAAUUUUCCUCAUUGAAAUUAAUUGAAAUGCCAUUAAUCCAUUCCAGCUCCCAAAAAACCACCCAAAUUUUUUGGUUACAGGUUUUUAAAUAAGAAAAAUGUAUUUAUAAAUAAAUAUUGUAUACUCCACCCACCACCUUCACUGCUCCACCCACCACCAUCACUACUCCACCCACCACCAUUACUACUCCACCCAUAACUAUCAGUACUCCACCCACCACCAUCACUACUCCACCCACCACCAUCACUACUCCACCCACCACCAUCACUACUCCACCCAUAACUAUCAGUACUCCACCCACCACCAUCACUACUCCACCCACCUUAAUGUUUCUAGAAAAACUCUGAGUGCUGAAAUGGAGGUUAUCUCUUCCCCGGAUUUAUAUGAGAACCAAGCAAGGGACGAGGUGCCUCACUUCAAUUUGGGAUUAAUGUGGGAGUAUUAUCCUUUCAGUUAUGUCUUGGAAGUGCGUUUGGGAUGGGAUGAAGUACCUGACAUUCCUCUGGAUACAGAGUUGGAUUUGACUUCAGAUACGCCGCCAGCUGGUGGUGGCGUAUUCGAAGCUUUCUCGUAACUCGAAUUUUGGUUCAUAACUCAAAGCAAAAAAUCGACCAAGCGACAGCUCAUAAAUUGGAAAACUUGUAAGUUGGAGCACUCAUAAGUCAAGGUACCACUGUAUCUGAAAGAUAAUGAGGGUCAUACUGUAGUGGUAAAAACAGGGUUGCAUUGUACUUUUUUCUGUAUAUGUACCCACAGUAUGCCAACAUGCUUAGUCUUACAGGUUAGGUUAAUUUUAUAAAAAAACUCGAUAGUCACUACCACUCAAAAAUGUCUCUGCGUUUUACUGGGAGUCACAGGGAUGAAGGUCACUACAAAGAGAUCAAAGUCACAUUUAUUCCGAUUAGAUAUCUGCUUGACACUGCCAUUUUUUUUUUUAACUCUUGAUGAGCAAGUUUUACCAUUUAUCUCACUAUUGUUUUAUAGUUUAAGCAUUUGUGCAAUAAUACUUGGCAAUAUCUUGAUGCUGUUCAAAACUAAAGUUGAUUUCACAGGUGAGAAUUAUUGAGAGUUAUAUUCUUAGUGUUGAAGUUAAACAAAAUGGUGUCAUUGUCAGUCAUUAUAUAAUGUGAUUAUAGGUCACUAGUAAUAUUGUUGUGACCAAAAAAAUUAACACAUUUUUAAGAAGUUUUAUUACAGUGCAGCUAAUGAAAAUGAAGGAUUUUGCAAGUUACAUAAAAUAUGUAUCUUAAGGAAAUUAAAACAAAAUAAUGAUUAAUAAAUCUGUUGUUUAGCAUACCAGCACUUUUGAUGUUUAUUUUCAUAUGGAAUAAAAGGCUUGAAAGAUGUGUUAAAUAAGGAUAUAUUAAAGUAUACUAGAUUACAAUGACUAGCUCAUGCUACUAGGUAAGAGAGGAAAAUGAUAAAGUUCACUUAAUAAUGCAUUAGCUAGUCCUUAAUAUAACAGACUAAUGGGGGAUAAUGGGUAGUCAGUAAUGACAGUUGUGGUGGAUAUAGAGAAGUGUGUUUUACCAUGAUAGUAACAAUAACCAAUAAUUCUGAAAUCGACUAACAUUGUCCGUUGUUACUUAAUCAACUGACCUAGCAGACUUUGUUUUAUAUUUCCAAAGUCUGUUGUAUAGAGGUCCGUUAUAUUGAAGUUUUACUCUAAUAUUGUCAAGACACUAAAGGACGCCUUUGUUUAUACAAAGAACAAGCAUCUCUUAAAAUUGUUGAAUAAUUCAGUAGUGAUAAGUUGGUACAGGUAAAUAGUUGAGGGAGAUUCAGGUCACUAGAUUUUAAUUGGUGCAUUGCCAGGUUCUUUAAGUUGAUUGGCUGCCCAGUGAUGUAAACAUAGCAAUAUUAUUUACAGAUUGCAGUACAAGUGCUAAGUUUGAUUUAACUUAGGUACAAAGACACUUAAAGAACAAAUUUAUUAUAGACAGUAUUUAACUGGGAAGAGCUAGAACAAAUUUAUUAUAGACAGUAUUUAACUGGGAAGAGCUUUAUGAUACUUGAGUAAGCUCUUCCCAUAAUCAUACCAUCUAUAAUAGAGGGUAGCCCUUGUGGCUUAGCGCUUCUUUUUGAUUAUAAUAAUAAUAAUAAUAUAAUAGAGGGUGGCUCAGCACCAAGGGUGUUUCUAAUAUACUUAUUGGAAAUACUUGUCAUCCUACAACUUGAUACGAUUUCUUCGCCUUUUGUACAACACAUGCAAUCUCAGCUGCUUUUUCACACCUUAUAUCGUGGUGGUAAACAAAUAAUAUAGGUAGGGUCUAAUAAAUCAUCUGAUAAGCUUAGCUUGGUAUAUUCUGUCCUUGAGCAAGUAAAUGUGCACUCAUGCAUGCGUGUAUGUACAUACUCGCCUACUUGUGGUUACAGGGAUCAAUUCUCAGAUCCUGGUCCCACCUCUUAAGUUGCCAUGCUUCAGAUUCACUCCUUUAUUUCCUUGUGGGCCCAAUAGUAUUUGCUCUUAAAACUAUGUAUGGAACCUGCCUCUACCACUUCCUCACCAAGACUGUUCUACUUCCCAACCAUCAUGAGACUGAAGAAAUAUAUCCAGACAUCCCUGUACAUCAUUUGUCUUUAACUUUCAGCUGUAUCCCAGCAUUCCCAUUUCUUGCCUCUUAAAUAGCCUAUCCCUGUCUCUUUUAUCAGCUCCUAGAAUUUUUUUUUAUGAUUCCCCAGUUAUUUUGUCCACCAAUGUCAUUAGAUUCAUUUCCAUUAGCUUCUACUUGUAGCUCAUGCCCCUUAACUCAGGAACAAGCCUUGUUGCAUGCAUCUGCAAUUUCUCAAGCUUCUUAAUAUGCUUUUUCAUGUGCUGGUUCCAUACUGGUGAUGCAUAGUCCAAGAUGGGCCUAUGUGUUGUUGUAUAAAUGGCCCAAAAUGACUUUUUGGAUGAGAUUCCUGGUGGCUACUCUUGGAUUUUCUAGAAAAGCAUUGGCCACAGACGUUAUUUGGCUGAUAUGAGCCUCUAGCAAUAUUCUGGGCAUUAUGCUAAAUCCUAGAUCUUACUCUUUGAGUGAAGCCUACAGCCUCUGUUCCCUAAUCUAUACCUUAUCUCUUGUCUUGCUCCUUCCCUGAUCUUCAUGAUCUUGCCUUUACUGUGGUACUAUGAAUGAAUUCAUGCAACCACUUAUCUGACCACUCUUGCAAUUUGUCCAGAUCCCUUUGAAGUCUUUCCUUGUCCUCAUCUGUUUUUAUUCUUAUCAGUUUUACACCUUCAGCAAACAGCGAUAUGUUUGAAUCAGUUCCAUCUAGAAUCUCACUCACAAAUUAGAAACAGUACUGGUCCUAAUACCGACCCUUGCAGAACCCCACUAGUUACUCUUUCCCCAUUUUAACUUCUUUCCUCACAGUCAUUCUGUUCCUUCUCCUAAUUUAUGCUUUGUUCCUGCAUCUCAAGUUUUUGGCCCAGCCUCUUGUGGAGUACAGUAUCAAAUGCCUUUUUGCAGUCUAAGAAUAUCCAGUCCACUCAACUAACUAAUUUCUCUUUGCCCGUUUUUUUUUUCUUUCUCAUUUAUUCUUUUGUUGCACAUUUGUUAUCUUGUCAUAGAACUUCAACAAGUUAGUAAGACAAGAUUUGCCAUCCCUAAACUCAUGCUGGUUAUUGUUUACGAAACCACUUCUCUCCGUGUUACCACUCUCCCCCUGAUAAGUUUCUCCAUUACCUUUUGAGGUAUGCAUGUCACAGAAACUAGUUUGUAAGUUAACACCUUCUGUCUCCUUUCUUAAAUCUAGGGAAUAUAUUUGCUGUCUUCCAGAUCUCUGGUAACUGUUCCAUACCCAUUGACUUAUUGAAGAUCACCUAGUGGUUUAAAUAUUGCUUCUACACCCUCUUGCACAAUCCAUGAAGAUCCCUCCUCAGGUUGCAUUGCCUUCGAUGUAUCCAGGUCCAUUGAAAGUUUUUUUUUUUUUACCUCUUUCCCUGUUGUGUGGAUGGUAACUAGUACUUGUCAGUGCCCCCAGUUCCUCAGUCUCUCACUUAGAAGACCUCUCAAAUCAGUUAAACAUUUCAUAGACUUCCUUGUCAUUGUUCAUGAGCUGUCCUUCCUUCCUUAGUCAAAUUACCUAGUCCUUUACUGUCAUUGUUGUUCUGAUGCGGCUGUGAAGCAGUUUCAAUUCAGACUUGGCCUUUGCCAUUAUGUCAUUCUCAAACUGUCUCUCAGCCUUUCUCCUCACCCUAGCAUAUUCAUUUCUGGCCAGUCUGCUCACUUCUGUGCUUCUCUCUGUCUCUGUCUAGGUUGGGGUCCAUGUGCCAUGUAUCAGCCUCCGAGUGCGUAUGUAUGUAGCCUAUAAGCUAUGUAUGAGCAUCUUGAUGCUUAAAGGAAGUGUAGGCAUGUGUUCAUGUCCAUGGUUGUAGAUGAUCAGUACCAAGAUGUAAAAUAAUAGAACAAGGAUUGUAUUAGAUGCAGUCUGUGCACAGUUAACAUUAUUUCUGUGAAACAUUAGCUGUUGUUGUUAUUGCACAUCAUACAUAAUUAAGGUGUUUGUACAGUUAUAUUAGAUCCUUAAUUUGAAAAAAAAAAAAGUUUUUAAUUAUAAGAAUCAAUGUUUAAAAUGUUUUUCUCAAGUGUUUUUUUAUUACUGCAUCAAACCCUCAUUUUUAAGUUUAACAUUUGUAAGCUUAUGUUGUAAGUUAACACUGGUAGUAUGGUAUAUUUUAUUUGUAUGAUUGGUUGGGUUCAGAAGAUGCACAUGAGUUGAGUGGUCCCACAGAAUGUGAGUUAUACAAAUACAGUAUUUGAUACAUUUUCAUUGAUUAUAUACACAUGUAUUUCUAAUAUGAAAAAACUUUAAAUGUGUGAUGUGUAUUAAUUUAGAAAAAUGUUUCAAGGAAUACAUUUGUUUCUAAAAUAUAGUCACUUCCCUUCCCCUCCCCCCCCCCCCCUUUUUUUUUUUUUUACUUUUUUAAACUUAGCAGAUUUUAGAAACCUUACUAGUGGUUUGAUCUGUGAAUGCAAUAUCAUUAAUUUAUUCCUGUGGGACCCACCAAUUUUCAAGAUGCAGUAGCUCUGGAGAUAUAAUAAUGCUUGUGAACACAGUGACUUAAUGGUGUAAGUUCUAACAGUAAGCAGUGCCACAAGCCACUUGUUAUAGUCAGCAAUAGAGAAGUGCUAUAUGUGUGUGCUUGAGGUUAUUACUACAAGAUUGUUCUGUUUUGUGUGACUAUGAAGACAUUAUAAUGAUCAGUGAAAUAAAGAGAGCAGCUGCUGUUAUAC
Molecule: messenger RNA, 18403 nt
Organism: Cherax quadricarinatus
Lineage: Eukaryota; Metazoa; Arthropoda; Malacostraca; Decapoda; Parastacidae
Source: RefSeq, a predicted model, not a curated record